Messenger RNA from Dinoponera quadriceps, 3878 nucleotides. RefSeq names its product symplekin (gene Sym). Lineage: Eukaryota; Metazoa; Arthropoda; Insecta; Hymenoptera; Formicidae. Bases 1 to 3336 code for a protein of 1111 amino acids. The transcript has 16 exons. Gene Ontology annotation, cellular component: mRNA cleavage and polyadenylation specificity factor complex. The record is from RefSeq and is a predicted model, not a curated record.
AUGGAUCCACGUUUGCAUAGAAGAUCCGAACUGGAAAAGGGAUCGAACGACUUGAUUGUUGAAUGGUUGAAUGAGAUUUCUAUGAGUUCUACUGAAGAUGUUAAAGUUGCAAAUAUAUGUAAAGUACAGGAAAUUUUAUUGAAUAAGGAACCACAUUUGUUGCAACUUUACUUGGGGAAUAUUUUGGAAUUUGCAGCAGACAGAAGUGCAGAAGUCAGAAAAACCAUUAUAGGAUUUGUCGAAGAAGCUGGAAUCAAACAUCCAGAGGUAAUACCUCGUACAGUGCAAAUACUUCUUAGAUUGUCAACGGAUGAAGCGUCAGCUGUAGCUAAAAGAGUUCUCAGGGCUAGCAGUAGGAUUCUUAGAGCUGCACUCAAAUGGAUCUCUAGUGCUGCUGUUGUCACGCCAGAAAUGGAAUUAGCAUGGAGUCAAUUAAGUGCUCUUAAAGUACAGAUUAUAAAUAUGAUUGACAGUGAUAAUGACGGAAUUAGGACGCAAGCUGUCAAGUUUCUCGAGGGUGUAGUUUUGAUACAAACAUAUCCUGAUCCCGACUGUCCCAAAAAACCCGAUGACUUUUCCCUCGAAGACAUACCGUUGACAUUGAAAAUAGCUCGUAGACGAAAAUUGGAAGAGGAAGCAAAAAAUGUAAUGGAUCUGCUGAUUAAAUUUCACGGAUCGCCGCAUGUUAGCAGCGUCAAUUUAAUGACAUGCAUGGGAUCUUUGGCAUUAAUAGCUAAAACAAGACCACAGUUUAUGCCAAAUGUAAUUCAAGCGUUGCAGAGGCUGCAACACGAUUUACCGCCCACGUUGUCUGACUCUCAAGUAACCAGUGUACAGAAGCAAUUGAAACUCACACUCCUUGGACUGAUGAGACAUCCCGCUAGUAUAGAAUAUGCUUCAACCAUAGCUAAGCAAUUGACUCAGCUUGGAGCGAAAGAGCAGGAAAUUAUUAAGGCUUAUCCUAAACCGGAGGAUGUUCGUCGAAUGAAAAAACGCCAGCAGGAGGCGGCAGCUGCUAGUGCUGCAAAGCGAGCAAAACUUGAUGUGGCUUUGAUACCUGAUGAACCAGAACCAGUACCGAGCCCUGUUCCUGCGCCUAAAUUGCCAGAGUUAAUCGAACUUUCUGAAAAUUUUAUCGCCGAAAGACUUAGCGUAGAAAUUGCAACAGAUUUAGUGAUGGAUAGUAUGGCAUGGGUUCCGGAUACUAUGACGACCAUUUUUCAAAGAGAAUAUCAACCCACCGCAACUACCGACAUUAACAUACAGCGUCAAACAAUCGGUAAACUUCUAGCGGCACAAAUAAAACAGACCAAAGCGAAGAAGAAGAAAGAUGCUAAAGAGGAAGAUGCUGUAAUGGAAGAUUUGAUCAAGAAUCCUACCAUUAGCGUGGCCGAGGCAAAACGUGAGCGUAAACGCGAAAAAGAUCGGGAGAAGGAGAAAGAAGCGAAAGCGUCAUUAGAGGCCCAUGAGAAAUCUCUCGCGAAAGCUAGGAAUCGUUUGAAGGCGUUGAAAUUAGCAGAGGUAACAAAGCCGCUUUCGAAGGAAGUUAAGGAACGAAUGUUGUUGAUGGCAGUUAACAGGAUAUUACUUUCGGAAAGGACUGCGGUUCUUGGUGGUGUAGCUGCUGUAAGAUCCAAAAUCCUGACUACGCUAGCAGCUACUUUUAACCCUUACAUUAAGGAAGCGGUAUUGCGUUAUAUCACUGAUGAUAUGAGAAAUCGAUUAGAUUUAGCUCUAGGUUGGUUAUACGAAGAGUACGCGUUGCUUCAAGGUUUCCAAAGGCGGACCACCUUAUGUACGAAACCUCAGGAGGCUCCGCAUCAAGCGUAUAACUUUUUGUUGUGCACUUUAGUUUCGGCUAUUGAUUUAGUUCAGGGUAAAGAUCGUGAUUCCUUAUUGUACAGAUUGUACCUGGAAGCUCCGCUGAUAACGGAAGAUGCCGUAGAGGCUUUGAAAAUGGUGUCAUCCGACGAGUCUAGAGGUCUUGCGCCGUUGCAGCUUCUGAAAGAAAUGGUAAUACGUCGACCAACGAAACAGUUGGUAUUUUUGAACGUUUUGCUGUGCCAUACCGGACACGAAAACAAUACGGUACGAGAGGCUGCAAUACAGUUGGUCUGUCAGUUGUAUAGCAGGCCAGAUUUAAGCAAACUGAUCGAAGAAUAUGCAGUUCUCUAUCUAGGCUUCUUACGCCUUCAUAGUCCGCCCGAGAUUGUUUUCGGGCAAGACAGGGGCAGACCGCAGACCGAAAGUUUAUGGAGUGAAUCAACUACACGCGCUUGCCUAGGAUUAUAUCUUGCUCUCCUCAGUGAACAUCAAGAUCUCAUUCACGAAUUAGCGCGAGUAUACACAUCUAUGGGAGCUGAUGUAAAACGUAUCGUGCUGAGACUGGUGGAAGGACCAGUGAGAUCUUUAGGUAUGGGAAGUCCACAACUACUGGCCCUUGUUGAGAAUUGUCCGAAGGGUUCUGAGACUUUGGUCACGAGGAUCAUACAUAUUCUAACAGAGAAAUCUGCUCCGAGUGCGGAAUUGGUGGCCAGAGUGCGAGAGUUAUAUCAAACCAGAGUGUCCGAUGUCAGAUUCUUAAUACCUGUCCUAAAUGGCCUCACGAAGAAAGAGGUGAUCGCUGCACUUCCCAAGUUGAUCAAAUUGAAUCCUAUCGUCGUAAAAGAGGUAUUCAACAGAUUGCUGGGAACACAUAACAACGACAGCGGUGUACCUCAUACAUCUCCCAUUACACCUGCGGAACUGUUGAUAGCUCUACAUAACAUAGACCCGAGCAAGGCUGAAUUAAAGACUGUUAUCAAAGCAACGUCCCUGUGCUUUGCCGAGAAACAGGUGUAUACGCAAGAAACGGUCGCUGUUGUGAUGCAGCAUCUCAUGGAGAUGACACCUCUGCCGACUUUGCUUAUGCGUACAGUCAUACAAAGCUUGGCUCUCUAUCCUAGGCUGAGCGGAUUCGUCAUGAACAUAUUGCAACGUUUAAUUCUGAAGCAAGUGUGGAAACAGCCUAAAGUGUGGGAGGGUUUUGUUAAAUGUUGCGAACGCACGCAACCACAGAGUUUCGCUGUUAUUUUGCAAUUACCACCGGCACAGUUGUCAGAGGCACUGAGAAUGGCCAGCAAUCUGCGCGCACCCUUAUUAACCCAUGUUGAAGCUUUUGCCGAGAAUCAGAAAGCACACAUUCCACAAUCGAUAAUGGACGUCAUACAGGGUAAAGUGCUUUGUGACAUGCACGAUGAAUUUGAUAUUGCGCCACCCGGUGAUUAUUCGAAUGAUCAAAAACCAGAUACAAUGGAAAUUGAUCUUUCCGAACCAGCUCCUCCUGGUUUAGAUUAGCAUAAAACAAUUUCAGUGUUAGAAUCAAAAACAUACCCUACCAGAUAUCCUAAUAUUAAUCAAUCCGUAUUGUAGUUAUGGAUUGUAAAUUAUUUUCUUCGAGUCAUCGUUUAAAAUGUAGACUCUUUGCUUCUAAACUUAGAUAGUAAUGAUUCCUUCUUAUCUAAUCGCGCUAAUCCCUUGGUGUACAUCGUUCGCUAAUAAUUAUUUCCAUAAUUAUUGACCGUCAUUAUUUUUUAUACAUCGGACCAUCAACGUAAUAGCAAUAUAGAGAGCGAUUUUUAGUUUUAUGUUCCUACUUCAACGGAUAAAUAGAAAAUAAAACGAGAAAAAGAACAUCGUGUGAGCAUAGGGUGUACGACUUGAUAUAUAAUUUUUCAUAUUUAUAUAUAAGCGGCAUAUUUUAGUAUAAUAUACCAAUAUAUCGUCGAUAAUAUCUGAACAAAAAUAUUGAUUUCUCAUGGAGAAAAUUGUGGAUACUUUCGUUAAAUAACCUUAUUCAUUAUAAUUUACGUUUGCGCACGUAUAUAUAAAAGGAAAAU